Messenger RNA from Carica papaya (papaya), 777 nucleotides. Lineage: Eukaryota; Viridiplantae; Streptophyta; Magnoliopsida; Brassicales; Caricaceae. The record is from RefSeq and is a predicted model, not a curated record.
AUGAGUAAUACAGUAGAUGGUCAAAAUGAUCAAGAUACUCACCAGGAGCAAUCAGAGGUUAUUCUUGAGAAUGUAUGGGCGAGUUUCAUCGGCGAAAAUGGAGGAGACAAGAUCAGAAAAAGUUCAUUAGAAGUGUGUAAACCAUGGGAAGAAUUACCAAGUCUGGCCAUAAGAGAUGAUUCAGCUAGAAUCCUACGAAGGUUGCCAAGUCUAGGGAGGUGGAUGUCAAUGGGAGCAGAGGCCUGGGAUGAGCUUCUUGAAGGGGGUUUUGACCUAGCAAGGCAUGAAAAACAAUCUUGUGAAGAUAAUUCAACAAGUACCAGACUGUGCACAGAUCCUCCAUGGCCUAAAAAGGUGACAAUUGCUGCAAGAGCUGGACAAGAGAAUAAGGUUUCGACACGCCAUUACCGUGGAGUGAGGAGGCGUCCGUGGGGAAAAUACGCUGCGGAGAUAAGGGAUUCCUCGAGGAAAGGCGCUAGAGUUUGGCUAGGGACUUUUGACACAGCUGAAGAAGCAGCUUUAGCUUAUGACAAAGCUGCUUUGAGAAUUAAAGGGCCUAAGGCUUACCUAAAUUUCCCUCUUGACACAGUUGCUAAAGCUUUGGGUAUUAAUUAUAAUAACUGUUAUAAUGAGAAUAUGUUGAUUGAUGAUCACCAACGACUAAUGAAGAGAAUUAAUUGUAGUGUGGGUGAUGAGACUUUGGGGAAUGAGUUUGAUGUUGUGGAGUUUGAGGAUUUAGGGAGUGAUUACUUGGAUAGUUUGUUGUCUUCAUUUUAA